Molecule: messenger RNA, 396 nt
Organism: Vicia villosa (hairy vetch)
Lineage: Eukaryota; Viridiplantae; Streptophyta; Magnoliopsida; Fabales; Fabaceae
Exons: 3
Coding region: 1-396 (131 amino acids)
Biological process (GO): negative regulation of translation; mRNA catabolic process
Cellular component (GO): CCR4-NOT complex; P-body; CCR4-NOT core complex
Source: RefSeq, a predicted model, not a curated record
AUGACCUACUCCUUGACUUCUACCUUGACUUUGUUGGUUUCUAUGAUUUUCUUGAAUUUUUCCUUUCCUUUUAUAGUCAAGACUAAAGAAGUGAUAAGUUUCCUUCUUUCAAGUGAAGUUAUGCCAUUGUGCCUACAAAGUAUGCAAAUUGGCAGAGAAUUUUCAAGAACUGUUGUAACAUUUAUCGUUGAGAAAAUUCUGUCUGAUGACGAUGGUUUGGCUUAUGUUUAUGCUACACCAGACCGCUAUUAUGCAGUCGGUCGAGCUUUGGACGUGAUGUUGGGAGAUAUUGAAAAUCAGCCUUCACCUCGUCUUUUGAAGCUUAUGAUUCCGUGUUAUUCUUGCCUCACCAGAAACUCGGCGUUGUUUAACCAGAGAGCAGCUCCACCAUUUUAA